AGAAAAAGCAGUGUGUGACGUCACAGACAAAACGUGGGAGCUGAGAAUAGUGUUGUAUAAACCUUGGUACACAUUGAUACCAAACAUUUUGAAAAAAUCAGGGGACUAGGAAAUUGGGGAUGGUUUAAACGCUAUAAAUAGAAAUAAAGAAUUGUGUGAAACACUUUCGAAAAGCAGUGGACGAGUACUUGUGUUCAAAUUUUAUUUUCAAUCAAGGAAAACACGAAUUUAAUAGAAUACUACCUCAGAUUUCAGUAAAGAUAGAAGAUGGUUAAAGUCGUGUUGGUGACAGUGUUGUUGACAUUAUGUGUGAUAGUGGACUGUUUCCCCCAAAGUAACACAAAAAUACGACAAAAACGAGGAUUCAGACAGAGCAUUGUGGACAGAAUGGGACACGGAUUUGGAAAAAGAGCGAACACAGAUAUAUACGACACGUAUCUCACAAAAACACGAGAUCUAAUGACAGUUGACGAAUUAACGACGAAUAUAUUAAAUAGUGAAGAAUUAGCCAGGGCGGUAGUGAAGAAAUUUAUAGAUCUUGACGGAGAUGGGAUCAUUUCUACCACAGAGCUAUUGCGACCCACUAGCUAAUUGCUAUACCUGAUAUCAAAGGGGGUUACUAAUAGUAAUCUGUUUUAGCAAUACAAUGCAGCUAGACAUUAUAAGCUGACAAAGUCAACAUGCAAAAAACAUAUCUCGCAACAUUGAAAACAUGGACGUAGGAAAAAGCUAGGAAAGUGUGUUAUUUGAUUUUUGUAAAAUUUCAUAUAAUUUAAAUCUGUUAUAAUUACAAUUUAUUCCAUUUUAUUUGUGUCUAAGGACAUUUUAACUUUGACCAAAAUAAUGUUCUUCCUUAUCAUUAAUUGUGAAACAUGUGUUUAGUAAUUGGAGUUGUAAAAUCUCUUUAAUGCGAUAAUACGGUCCCAUUGUCAAUUCGCAUUUCAAAGAGGGUUUCAUAUACAUGUACUUACGUUGAUUAAUUCAUAUUUUGCCAUUCAUAUCGUCUCUGUUAGCUAUGAUGUGUAAUAAACUGCAGAUAAAUGUC
Messenger RNA from Saccostrea echinata, 1045 nucleotides. Its product is annotated as allatotropins-like. Bases 268 to 591 code for a protein of 107 amino acids. NCBI's taxonomy places the organism in Eukaryota, Metazoa, Mollusca, Bivalvia, Ostreida, Ostreidae. The transcript has 4 exons. The record is from RefSeq and is a predicted model, not a curated record.